Messenger RNA from Microtus oregoni (creeping vole), 9857 nucleotides. It is a transcript of the gene Pcdh17, whose product is annotated as protocadherin 17. The transcript is spliced from 5 exons. Gene Ontology annotation, biological process: homophilic cell-cell adhesion. Gene Ontology annotation, cellular component: plasma membrane. The coding region runs from base 2280 to 5843 and encodes 1187 amino acids. The record is from RefSeq and is a predicted model, not a curated record. Lineage: Eukaryota; Metazoa; Chordata; Mammalia; Rodentia; Cricetidae. Gene Ontology annotation, molecular function: calcium ion binding.
CCCGUGACUGAAAAAAAAAAAAAUAAUAAGGAGGAUUUAGAAAGAAAAAGAAAAAAAAAAACCUCCACAACAGACUGCACAAUUAGCUAUGCACACCGAUUGCUGGACUUUGUGAAUAGAGACCUCUGGGAGGAAAAUCUUGAACUGUGAUCUUGGGCUAAGCCGUGAAUCAUUACUGGAAACGUGCUUUUCCCCCCUAAGACUGAGAGAUUUGGGGGCAUCUCACGCCUAACCAAGGUUUUUUUUUAAAAAAAAAAAACAAACAAACAAAUAAAUAUUCGUAAGCAAAGCAGACGCCUUGUUUUGCAGAGCCUCGGACUCCGGCCGAAAGAGGUAGAGUAAAGUGCUGCUGGGUUCAGCUUUGCCUUCCUCCCCCGCUCUCUUUUUCUCCUUUUCUCUGCCCCCACCCCCUAUGAAUCCAGCUUUUUUUUUUUUUCUUUCUAUUGAGUGAGUCAGAGAAAGCGUUAGGAAGAAGCCGCAACUAAUGUCUGUGAAGGGAGGCCCGUGAGGGCAGAGUGAAUACGAUUCGUUCCGCUGCUUCUGACUCAUCCGGCAGAUCAGAACACCUGCAUUUCUGGAUGUGUCCUGCCCCUAUACCGAGGCUCCUGGAGAAGCAGAAAUAAUGUGUAGAUCAAGCCGUGCCUAACCUCCCUUUGGUGGUGGAGGUACUUUCCCCCGGGUGGGCGCCCUGGCAGAACCCCGGUGGCCGCAGCUCCUCACCCUCUGCCCUCCCCAAGCCGACCAGAGACCGUGAGAUCCAGGCUGCAGAAUGCAUCACGCCAAACCUUGAUGUGUUCUCUCCACCCUACGCCUCCCGUUUAAAAUCAUAAUAAUAGUAAUAAUAAAAAGGGGGUUGAAAAACCCGCACUUUAUUUUCUUCGAAUAGUCACCACUCUUGCUCCUCGCCAAGGUUUUCCUUGCUAGAUGAAAAGGACUGGGAAGCUGGGCCACUGGAAGGAGAUGCUGAAUAGAAAGAAAAGAGCCACUUGACAGCCCAGCCCUGUGAAUGCAGAGACUGUUUCCCUUCUAGCGAGAGACAGGGCGAGUGUGUGUGUGCUAGGACUGGGAGGGUUGCUUCCCCCUCCUUUCUAUUCUGCCCUCCCCCCUUCAGAUCUGCACGUCUAACCAUGAGUUGCCUGUUGAUUUCCUUUCGCCUGGCAAGAGAAGCAAACUGGAAUUAAACUGCGUGGAGUGAAGUCCUUGCUUGCAGGAAGAGGAUGGGAUGGUAGUGGCAGCUCCGGGCUUGGCAUAGAUACACCAGAGUGUUCGACGAACCAAGGCGGAGAUAUAGCUCUAUAUUUUCUCCUCCCAAUAGGCUCUCGCCGCAAAUGCUGAUCAGGCUGUGGCUUUUUUGAUUUUGUGGGAGAGCCUUCUCCGAGGAAGAGAGGGAGGAGCUUGGUAGGGGGAGGAAACUACAAAUCGGGACACUAGGGGUUUUUUUGCGCUGCAUUUCCUCUUCUCCCUUUGACUGCUCGGAAAGGAGAGAGAGAAAGAAAAAAAAAGAAAAGAAAAAAAAAAAAGACUUGGCUCGGAGAUGCAGUCCGCUGCCGCCGCCGCUGCCUAAGCCAGCAAUGCAAGAUUAGAUCUUUAAAUGCAGCAAUACACUGCCUGAAAGCCGACCAUCCUGCACAACGAGCAGACAUUUCUCUGCGUUCCAGGGGAAGCCUCAAAUAUACAUAUGUAUCUGUGACUCUCUCUUCGUCCCUACUCAUUCCCAUCAAUUUCCUCACCGAUUACGAGUAACUAAGGAUUCCACUUUCCGAUUUGCCUGGAGACACACCUCCCUAAGCCCUCCCCCAACCCGAUUCGAAGAAUAUAUUCUGUAGGCUGCCGGAGGGAGUGGAUUUUGCAGCGCCUAGCGGGAGCGAAGAAAACCCACCAAUUCUUCAGCUCAUUAUCAUCUCUUCCAGACUCUUAUUUCCUUCUUAUCGCCAGCAUCAUCACGCAAGUUUGAGCCUUCUGAAGUCCAGGCGGAAGAGACAAAGCCUUGGGCUCGCCCUCAGCCUUAGGAAGCCGCCGCCUAGCUCUGAGCUGCUGCAGCCUCGCUGCGCGGCUGCUUCUCACCCAGUGCGAAUGCUGUAGAUCAACAGGUUCGGGCAACUUGAGCGGAAUAAGGAGAGACUGACUGGUGCCGCAGCCCGGGUGCGGAGGGAAGGAAGGACUCCCAGACUUGUGGCUCGCUCUGAGCUCCGACGCUCCGCCCCGGUUCCAGACUGGCGCGCACCCACCAGCUCGCACCUCCAGUCCGGCUGCUCCUGCUCCCACCCCACCGGUCUGGGAUGUACCUUUCCAUCUGUUGCUGCUUUCUCCUGUGGGCCCCUGCCCUGACACUCAAAAACCUCAACUACUCAGUGCCAGAAGAGCAAGGGGCCGGCACGGUGAUAGGCAACAUAGGCAAGGAUGCCCGACUGCAACCCGGGCUUCCGCCGGCUGAGCGCGGUAGCGGCGGCGGGCGAGGCAAGUCGGGCAGCUACCGGGUGCUGGAGAACUCCGCACCGCACCUGCUGGACGUGGACGCCGACAGCGGGCUUCUCUACACCAAGCAGCGCAUCGACCGUGAGUCGUUGUGCCGCCACAAUGCCAAGUGCCAGCUGUCCCUAGAGGUGUUCGCUAAUGACAAGGAGAUCUGCAUGAUCAAAGUAGAGAUACAGGACAUCAACGACAAUGCUCCCUCUUUCCCCUCGGACCAGAUCGAAAUGGACAUCUCAGAGAACGCGGCGCCAGGCACCCGCUUCCCCCUUACUAGCGCACACGACCCAGACGCUGGCGAGAACGGUCUCCGCACCUAUCUGCUCACCCGCGAUGACCACGGCCUCUUUGCACUGGACGUCAAGUCCCGCGGCGACGGCACCAAGUUCCCUGAACUGGUCAUUCAAAAAGCUUUGGACCGCGAGCUGCAGAACCACCACACUCUGGUGCUGACUGCCCUGGAUGGCGGAGAGCCUCCGCGCUCCGCCACGGUGCAGAUCAAUGUGAAGGUGAUCGAUUCUAAUGACAACAGUCCAGUCUUCGAGGCUCCGUCAUACUUGGUGGAACUGCCCGAGAACGCACCCCUGGGCACCGUGGUCAUUGAUCUGAAUGCCACCGACGCUGAUGAAGGUCCCAACGGAGAAGUGCUGUACUCCUUCAGCAGCUAUGUGCCCGACCGCGUGCGGGAGCUCUUCUCCAUCGAUCCCAAAACCGGCCUUAUCCGCGUUAAGGGCAACUUGGACUAUGAGGAGAAUGGCAUGUUGGAGAUCGACGUGCAGGCCAGAGACCUAGGUCCUAACCCAAUUCCAGCCCACUGCAAGGUCACAGUCAAGCUUAUCGACCGCAAUGACAACGCGCCGUCCAUUGGUUUCGUCUCCGUGCGGCAGGGGGCGCUGAGCGAGGCCGCCCCGCCUGGCACAGUCAUCGCCCUGGUUCGGGUCACUGACCGAGACUCAGGCAAGAAUGGGCAGCUGCAGUGUAGGGUACUAGGCGGAGGAGGGACUGGCGUUGGAGGCAGCUUGGGAGGUCCCGGUUCGGUCCCCUUCAAGCUUGAAGAGAACUAUGACAACUUCUACACUGUGGUUACUGACCGUCAGCUGGACCGCGAGACACAGGACGAGUAUAACGUGACUAUCGUGGCCCGGGACGGGGGAUCCCCUCCACUCAACUCCACCAAGUCUUUCGCUGUCAAGAUUCUAGAUGAGAAUGAUAACCCGCCUCGUUUCACCAAAGGGUUGUAUGUCCUCCAAGUACAUGAGAACAACAUUCCAGGAGAAUACCUCGGUUCAGUGCUCGCCCAAGAUCCCGACCUGGGCCAAAAUGGGACAGUGUCCUACUCCAUUCUUCCCUCGCACAUUGGCGACGUGUCAAUCUACACCUAUGUGUCCGUGAACCCCACUAAUGGGGCCAUAUAUGCCCUGCGCUCCUUUAACUAUGAACAAACGAAGGCUUUUGAAUUCAAGGUACUGGCUAAGGACUCCGGGGCGCCAGCACACUUGGAGAGCAACGCCACGGUGAGGGUGACAGUGUUAGACGUGAAUGACAACGCUCCAGUGAUUGUGCUGCCCACUCUACAGAACGACACAGCUGAGCUGCAGGUCCCGCGAAAUGCUGGUCUGGGCUACCUAGUAAGCACCGUGCGCGCCCUGGACAGUGACUUUGGAGAGAGCGGGCGCCUCACUUAUGAGAUUGUGGAUGGCAAUGACGACCACCUGUUUGAGAUUGAUCCAUCCAGCGGCGAGAUCCGCACGCUGCACCCCUUCUGGGAGGAUGUGACCCCCGUGGUGGAGCUUGUAGUGAAGGUGACUGAUCAUGGCAAGCCCACCCUGUCCGCGGUGGCCAAACUCAUCAUUCGUUCAGUGAGCGGCUCUCUGCCUGAAGGGGUACCGCGAGUCAAUGGGGAGCAGCACCACUGGGACAUGUCGCUGCCUCUCAUAGUGACUCUAAGCACGAUUUCUAUCAUCCUCCUAGCGGCCAUGAUCACCAUAGCUGUCAAGUGCAAACGGGAAAACAAGGAGAUUCGCACUUACAACUGCCGCAUCGCCGAGUACAGUCACCCACAGCUAGGCGGGGGGAAGGGCAAGAAGAAGAAAAUCAACAAAAACGAUAUCAUGCUGGUGCAGAGCGAGGUGGAGGAGAGGAACGCCAUGAACGUCAUGAACGUGGUGAGCAGUCCCUCCCUGGCCACCUCCCCCAUGUACUUCGACUACCAAACCCGCCUGCCCCUCAGCUCGCCCCGGUCAGAGGUGAUGUAUCUUAAGCCAGCCUCCAACAACCUGACUGUCCCGCAGGGGCACGCAGGCUGCCACACCAGCUUCACCGGACAAGGGACUAAUUCGAGCGAGACCCCUGCCACUCGGAUGUCCAUAAUUCAGACAGACAAUUUUCCCGCAGAGCCCAAUUACAUGGGCAGCAGGCAGCAGUUUGUUCAAAGUAGCUCCACGUUUAAGGACCCAGAAAGAGCCAGCCUGAGAGACAGUGGGCACGGGGACAGUGAUCAGGCUGACAGUGACCAAGACACUAACAAAGGCUCCUGCUGUGACAUGUCUGUUAGGGAGGCACUCAAGAUGAAAACUACUUCAACUAAAAGUCAACCACUUGAGCAAGCAUUCCCGACUUUGCUUUCCUUUGCUAUCCUCACCCUACACACCAUCACUACUAGACUUCAGUCUGUUGAUCCGCUUCCUCCAGAACCGGAAGAGUGCAUUAAUUGCACAGAUGAAUGUCGAGUGCUUGGUCAUUCUGAUAGGUGUUGGAUGCCACAGUUCCCUGCAGCCAAUCAGGCUGAAAAUGCAGAUUACCGCACAAAUCUCUUUGUACCCACAGUUGAAGCUAAUGUUGAGACUGAGACUUAUGAAACUGUGAACCCCACUGGGAAAAAGACUUUUUGUACAUUUGGAAAAGACAAGCGAGAGCACACUAUUCUCAUUGCCAAUGUGAAACCUUAUUUAAAAGCCAAACGUGCCCUGAGCCCUCUCCUCCAAGAGGUCCCCUCAGCAUCUAACAGCCCCACCAAGGCAUGCAUUGAGCCUUGCGCCUCCACAAAAGGUUCCCUGGAUGGCUGCGAAGCAAAACCGGGAGCUCUAGCCGAAGCAAGCAGUUCCUACCUGCCUACUGACAGUCAGUAUCUGUCGCCCAGUAAGCAACCAAGAGACCCUUCCUUCAUGGCUUCUGACCAGAUGGCAAGAGUCUUUGCGGAUGUGCAUUCCAGAGCCAGCAGGGAUUCCAGCGAGAUGGGAGCAGUGCUGGAACAGCUGGAUCACUCCAACAGAGAUCUGGGCAGAGAGUCGGUGGAUGCAGAAGAAGUUGUGAGAGAGAUUGACAAGCUCUUGCAGGACUGCCGGGGAAAUGACCCUGUCGCUGUGAGAAAGUGAGGGGGAAAAGGGCCUUGGCGUUUUUUCUUGUCUCUUCUGUUGAUUUAAACAUGAUUACUCCCCAAGUGACAACCCAUUUUACAGGGGUGGACCAAGAACAGUGCUGCUUUAAGGCUUUUAGUGAACAUCUGAAGUGCCCACAAGUAUGUUCUUUUCACUGCUGUUUCUUUUACAGAAAUAACAAUGGUUUUGACCAAACAUAUAUUAGGACAGAAUUAAUGACGCUUAAGGAGAAACGAGAAAAGAGAGAGUGAAGAAAACGGAGGAGAGAGAGAAGACAAAGGAGGAUGAGGAGACAAGUUACCUUUUGACAAUCUGUUAGGAAGGUAUUCAGCGUGAGACUUCAAGUAUUUCUGAUUGCUCUAAGACUGUCCUCCGAGAUCGAUGCUGACUUAACUGUUUACCUAUAAACCCCAUACAAAGCAGGGUCUUAUUUGUUAUCUGUGGUGGGUUUCUAGCUGACAUCACAGGCUUCUACUGAAAGUCCUGAAAAGACCUUGCAGUAGUCCAAGCUACACCAAACAUUAACACAUAUUUGUGGUAAACAUUUCUGUAUAAAGUACCUGCCAAGCAUAGAAACACAAAGACCAUUUCAUAUCAUUAGUCAGAAAGCAAAAGUAUAUAUAUAAUAAUAAUAAUAACAAAACAGAAAAAAAAAUACAACAACGAAAAAACCUUGGUCAUUUGUAAGACACCUCAUGUCGUUUAAAAGUUCAAUGUAAAAAGAUAUAGUCCGUGUUGUCCUGAACACAUGCAGACCUAUUCACUUCAUUAAAGAAGAAAAUUUGAAGACUUAAAAAUGUCUAUUUAGCAUUUUAGUGUCCAACAAAGAUAUAAAUGAUGGUGAAUUUGUUUUACAUUUGAACAAAUCUGAAUCAUGGGCUAUUAUUGAGUGGUACUAUUGAGAGAAAAUUAAGAUGACUUAAAUGUUAAUUCAUUUUUGGACACUGAAAUAGCUCAGGAAAGUGAAAAAAUUAGACAUAACUGAUCACAUGACCAUUUAAAUGUGCAGAUGUAAGAAGAUUCAAUGUGUUUACAUCAAAUGACAUAUUUUUAUUGAUUUAUUGCAGAUUCCGUGCAUAUGAGCCAAAUUGUUGAGUGUAUAAGAGCUAUAUUGUGUAUUUUAUUAAAUUAAUAUAUAGUUGUGUUGCAAAAAUAUUUGGGCUUAUAUUGUAAAUGGCAAGUGUUGCCUCGGUAGCUGUCGAACUCUAUGAGUUUUGUUUUUUCCUGCUUCCUUUUCCCCAUGGAGCGUGGGAAGCAGUGCCUCAGAGCAAAGUCUCUUGUUUAAUGUAUAGUCUACCAAGUACUACAGUACAUAAUUCUGUUCAAAACGUGUUUGAGUGAGCUGAUGGAGCUAACUGAAAGGUCCAAAAAAAUACAUCUGUCAUUCAUAGUUCUGUGCAAGUCCUUGUAGAAGCUUUGAUUAAAGUCAUGAUAAAUCACAAGAACAAGAACUACAUUUUGUACCAAUACCUGGAAAUUCUUUACCAUGUUUUCAAUAACAUAAAGCUUCUGCCUAUGUAGAUAGCAUAGCAUUGAUUGGUUCUCAAAAGUAUCUUCAGUGGUUCAGGUGUAUGUGUACAUCAUAUUACUAAACAUGGCAAAUGUUUUAAUGCAUGUGUAGUACCAGUACUGGUUACAUGCAUUGUGUACUGUGUUUUAAGUGGUCUUGGUGUUAACAAAAUCUGUUUUUCUUUAGCUCUGUGUUAUUCUGCCUCCUUCUAUUGGUGUCCUUUGAGAACAAUACCCUUUAUUCCAUCACUUGGUUACACCUUUUCUUAUGACAUUUAGCAAGUUUCCAACGCCCUUCCUUCUUAAGCUAAGACAACUCUAAUUUCAGGAAUUGGGAAAAAUAAAAUUAGCACUCACAGAAGUAGUAGCAGAUGGAGAAAUGCCUUGAUUGACAUUUUCCUUCAGCAUUUAAAUUUUGUUUUUGGCAUUUAACAGCUUCAUGGCAAACAGUUUGAGCCCAUACCUUGGAAAAUGUGGUGCUGAGUUAAAUAAAGGCUGUUUGUGCACUGGAGCAGAAAAAAAAAGUGAUUAUUUACAAACUGGGAGAGAAUUUUGUGCCUUCUUUUCUGGCCACCAAGCCAGUGUAGAAACAGCAUAAAUGUCAUAAAAUCCUUAUACUAAAAACAAAAGAAAAAGUAAAACAAACAUUAAACUAAAUUCAGUUUUGUAAUUAAAUAUAUCCGCUGGAACUCUUUCCAUCAUUUCACAGAAGUUUUAGAUCGUACCUCACUCGCAACAAUUGCUUUGGGGGUAAAAAUGGGUGACUCCCCACAGCCUUAUUCUCUUGAGAACCGCACUUGGUUCUUGGUAACAGCCUUUCCACAGUUCUACUCACGCUUUCUGUUAUCCAUACAUGUUUAAAUUAGAAAAGAACGGAUCUUGUACAUGUAAAACACAAUUAACACCAUAUUUUGGCCAAUUUUAUGUAUCUACAGUGUGUUGUCUCUGUUCUAUGAUAUUACUUUUUUUCAGGAGACUACAAAAUGACUUAGAUUGAUAGAUAGUUGAAAACUGACGGAAAACGCUUCCCUUUUAGUCUUUCCCAGCUUUGCCUCUCUCUCACUAUUCAGAUAACCACAUAGUAAAGUCUAAGCAGUGCGCCAAUGAAUUCAACACAAAGAAUAGGUUUAUUUUUUAAAACUUCUUGAUUCUAAGUAACCAGUUGUUCAAGGUAUAGUGUCUGAUGACGCUGACACACUCUGCGAGUCUCAGAAUUGGUUGAACCAGUAUGUGAGGGAUAGACAAGAAGCGGCCACCAGUGAUUUACUAGUGUUAGCUGUUUAAUACCUUUUCUGUAUUUAGUAGUGAUUAUUUAUUUACAAGUUGGUGGUAGUUCAAGUCAGGACUCUGAGCUUUGUAGUUGAGGGAAUCUUGCUUUUAUUCAUCUCCCUGGGACCUGCCUUCAUCACAGAACUCUGGUGCUUGGCUUCCAAGGAAGCCUUUGCUAUGCCAAAAUCAUACAUUUGGGGAACAAUGUCUCUAAUGGGUGGUACAGAAUCAGUAGAAUUGAAGACGUUUCUGGAAUGUAGAGUGCUUUGCAAAUGUACAUGCAUAAGAUGAGAAAUAAUGUCUUUUAUGUCCCUAGAGCUAUUCAAGUAGAAGACAAUUCCAUUUGGGGAAAUUUAGCAAAAGACUCAAAACACUAAAAAAAAAAAAAAUGCUUAAUGGUGAACUACAAAUAAAACUUUAGUAGUGAAAUCGUUCACCAUCUGUUAAUAAUGAAAAUGUUUUCAUUAAAGUUCAAAAUAGUAAGAAUAAGUGUGAUACCAUAUCAAAGUAAACAUUUAAGAGCAAUGUCUUAUGUAAUCUCAAAGAAGGUUUUCACAUUGUUUCUUUAACCAACAAACUUACCCCCAUUGCAAACAACAGACAAAAAUUGGAACCUGUGCCAUAGAUUCACUGAAUUCCUGGGUGAGAAAUUGGUUGUUUCUUUCCCUAAAUCAACUGAGUUCUUAUAAAACAUGGCUUUCUUUUUAAGGAUGUAGACACUGCUCAAAUUUAAAAAAAAAAAAAAAAAAAGCACCACAAAAAAUAGUCAUGUAAUAAUGAGCAGUAUGCUUAUGAGAACCAAGUUAAAAGCUGUUUGUUGUCUAAUGGAGUGGAAGUUGCUGGGGUCAACAAAUAGACUAAGGACCAGCAUAAUAUGUACCUACUCAUUAUUGUCUAAUUAUAAUCUUUUGACAAGAGACAACAUUUAUCAGAGCAUUAAUUCCACGAGAGUUUUGGCUAUCAAGUUGUGUUGAUUUGAAACCUAAUUGAAUGAGACCUGAUUAAAGUCUGACUCUCCUGGCCCCAGUGUUUUGCAGGUUAGCUAUUUCCAUUUAUCAGUCCCAUCACUUCAUAAGGUUCUUCCUGCACCAAGUGAUUGGUGAACAAGGACAGCGACAACAAAAAGCAGCAUACAUUGUAUGGAUUUAUCUCAACGCUAAUGUUUAAUGGCUGUGUUUCAUGUGACCUGUCUGGAAAAUGAGGACUCUGAAUAAAAAGCUAUUACUAAUAGUG